Molecule: messenger RNA, 660 nt
Organism: Meloidogyne enterolobii
Lineage: Eukaryota; Metazoa; Nematoda; Chromadorea; Rhabditida; Meloidogynidae
Source: the annotation of a GenBank genome assembly
AUGGAGGAAGUAAGAGAAUUUAUUAAAGAACAGAGAAAAAAGAAAGAAGCCGCAGAAGCCAGACGAAGACGUUCAGUGACAAAGAGUUCUUCAUCAUCAAACAAAGCGCCAAUGCCCAAAAAAGCUAAAACUUCCGAGAAAAAAACUGAUGAGCAAAAAAAUAUUUUUGAUCCUGUUAUUAAGGUAUGCACUUUAAUGAAUAGCUUCUCUAUAUUUAAAUUAAAGUCCAUUGUUCAAAAAGUAAAUGGACAGUCAGAAAAAGAAAAGCAAGAUGAAGAAGAGUUGCAUCAAGCAAUCCUUAAUUAUCAAAUGGAAGAGGAUGAGGAUGAGUCAAGUGAUCCUGACUCAGACGAAGAGGUGGACUUAGGAGAAAAUGAAGAAGAAUAUAAGAAAAUGCGACUUGAUCGAAAACUACUAAAGAAAUUUGUUGUGCCAGAAGCUCUACUCAGCCGAGCGCAAAUUCUUAAAGAUCCGCGCAGUGGUAUCUUCGUAUAUAUGUGCGAAUCUUGUCGCAACCACCAGAAAAAAAGGGAAUAUUUUCUCUUUAAAAUUGGACAUCCGGGAUUGUUUAUUUUGACUAUAGAAUUGUGCGCGGAAGAUUUGGACAAGAAUAUUUCAUUAGGAAUGCAUUAUAAUGGAUAUUUUGGUAAAAAUUAUUAA